Messenger RNA from Vidua macroura (Pin-tailed whydah), 2858 nucleotides. It is a transcript of the gene VPS26A, whose product is annotated as VPS26 retromer complex component A. Bases 174 to 1253 code for a protein of 359 amino acids. Gene Ontology annotation, biological process: intracellular protein transport; retrograde transport, endosome to Golgi. Gene Ontology annotation, cellular component: retromer complex; endosome. Lineage: Eukaryota; Metazoa; Chordata; Aves; Passeriformes; Viduidae. The record is from RefSeq and is a predicted model, not a curated record. The transcript has 10 exons.
GCGCCGAUCCGCCAUCGCCUGAGGCGGCGGCGGCGGCCUGGGCAGGGCGGUGCCUCCUCUCCCGCUCCUUCCUUCCAAAACCAAGGAUUUAGGGGGUUAUUAAUUUUAUUUGCGGAUAAAGAGUGCCCGCAUGAGCUCGCUUCUUGUAAGAAGUGUUUGUGUAAGAUCAAAGGAUGAUCUCUCAUGUUCUUGCGUUCGGUGCCGGUCAAAAGUUUGAGCGCGGAGAAUGCCGGGGGAAGGCGAGGACAAGCCCUGUGCUUGGAGCAGUGUUACAGAGUUUUCUUGGAAACCUUUUCGUUCCUGUUUGUGAGAUCGAUGUUGUACUUAAUGAUGCUGAAACACGAAAACCUGCAGAAAUCAAAACAGAAGAUGGUAAAGUAGAAAAGCAUUUUCUCUUCUACGAUGGAGAAUCUGUUUCAGGAAAGGUGAACGUCUCCCUUAAACAUGGGAAGAGGCUAGAGCACCAAGGAAUCAGAAUUGAAUUUGUAGGACAAAUUGAACUCUUCAAUGACAAAAGCAAUACCCAUGAAUUUGUAAACUUAGUGAAAGAACUGGCCUUACCCGGAGAACUGACACAAAGCAGAAACUAUGACUUUGAAUUCAUGCAGGUUGAAAAGCCAUAUGAAUCCUACAUUGGUGCCAACGUCAGACUGAGGUAUUUUCUAAAAGUGACAAUAGUGAGACGGCUGUCAGACUUGGUGAAAGAAUAUGAUCUGAUUGUUCACCAGCUCGCUACGUACCCAGAUGUAAACAACUCCAUCAAAAUGGAAGUAGGCAUUGAAGACUGUCUCCACAUAGAGUUUGAAUACAAUAAAUCAAAGUAUCACUUAAAGGAUGUGAUUGUUGGAAAAAUUUAUUUCCUCUUAGUAAGAAUAAAAAUUCAGCACAUGGAGCUGCAGCUGAUCAAAAAGGAGAUUACUGGAAUUGGACCCAGUACUACGACAGAGACUGAAACCAUUGCAAAGUACGAAAUAAUGGAUGGUGCACCAGUUAAAGGUGAAUCGAUUCCUAUAAGAUUGUUCUUAGCAGGCUAUGACCCAACUCCAACAAUGAGGGAUGUGAACAAAAAAUUUUCAGUGAGGUACUUCUUAAAUCUGGUGCUUGUGGAUGAAGAAGACAGACGAUACUUCAAACAGCAGGAAAUAAUUCUAUGGAGAAAAGCUCCUGAGAAGCUGAGGAAACAACGGACAAACUUCCACCAGCGAUUUGAAUCUCCAGAGUCACAAGCAUCUGCUGAGCAGCCCGAAAUGUGAACUGGUCUGAGGUGAAAAACUUUGCAGUGCUUCAGCAGGUUAAAGAUGGCAGCAGCCUGUGGGAAAAGAAGGCCAGAAUUCCCAUUACAACUGUCUUCCUUCAUCUUGCAGUGCUGCGUUUACCAUGCUACUAAAGCGUUCUUCAGUUAAACAGUCAAGUAUGUAUAUACAUUUAAAAUAAAGUGCUUUCUCAAACACUGGAACUUUCUUAAGCUACUAUUUUAUACUGCACAUUUCCUUUUAUUUGAUAAUGUUGUAUGCACUUGGGUAUGCAAAAGCUUAAAUCUAGUUAUUUCCAUGCAUGGUAGGCUGGUGUAUUUGAUUUUUGCUGCUCACCUCUACGAUGUAGACUAAAAGCAUUUCCCGUCUCUCAUGUUGUUUAUUGCAUGUUUGUUUCCAAUGUUGCUUAUUUGCUUUGUUUUGUUUUGAAACUGCAUUAAGACACAAUUGACUAAAUCACACUAAAAAUCAAGGUUUAUGGUGCAUUUGUCCUAAAAUCUCCCAAUUACUACGUUAGACAGGGUUUAACUGAAGCUGCAUGUACGUGCACUGUGACUGGAGCCUUCAGACCAGCGGUUCUAAGAGGCUUUGCAUCUGUCAGUAACAGAGAAUAUUGGGAAGCAUCUUUGCCCUCUCUCCCCCAGCUCUCUGUCAGACUUCUCUAAGUCUUUCACACGAGUUGCUCCUAACUUCUGGGGGCUCGUUACCCAGUAAUUAGUGACUGUAGGGUUGAGUUCACCCUCAGGUGGUGAGCGGGUAAAGUAUUUGAACAUAGUUAUCUUAUUGAUGAAGUAAAUGCUGGUAACACUGAUUAUUUUGCAAAUAUGUGAAACUGUGUUUCCUCCUGGCUUCAUGAUUCCGCUGUCUUCACAGUCAGUGUCUUAACUGUCCUGACAGGAGAGGCAAGAUGUCCCCAAAGGACCUCUUAGAGCAAACAAGCUUCUUGUGGUCUUCUGCAAAGGUAUUCAAAGCCAGGCAAGCCUUGAAACUUAGAAGCUUGUCUGGCUCAGCAGAUUGUUUGUCUUUAUCAUCAUCUCAUAGGCAUUUAGUGUUUGAAGAAGUAGCUUAAAGGAGUUAAGUGUUCAUCUGUUCACCACAGAGCGUGGGGUCUGUUGUCAGACCUGUGGCUUGGGCACAAAUGGAAGCCUGCUGUGAGGAAGGCAACUUGCACUUGUAGUUCACUUGGCCUUUAAACCAAGGCUUCUCAGCUCCGGUGCAAGUGUCAUUGGUAACCUUACUUUAUGAGUAAGUAAAUAAUCAAAUUACAUUUCUGUAAGAACUGUUUUAUUACUGCGGCACUUUGAUAAAGCAAAGACUCUGUGUACUUUAUGCUAGGAUACUCCUAACACGGAUAUCUUCGGCUGAGAGCAAAUCCAACUCCCUCAUGUAAGUGCCUGUUCAGAAACUUAGAAGAAUUAAAAAAAAAAAAAAAAACCCAACCAAAUAUUUUCAUGGUCACUUGCAUGUCGUAAACCUGGGAACGAUGAUUUUGAAAAACUUGAUUGUACUUAACCAGCCUCAGAUUGUGCAACCAUGUAUAACGAGCGGGGGGAAAACAUCCUAAGCUGCUAUUUGAAUUAUUAAACCAGCUGUAUUCUCACUAAA